AUGGCAAACCGCAAGCGCUACGUCCUGCUAGCGCUGGCGAUAAAGUACGGGCCGAAGACGAAGCUAACUCCGCUGGGCGUCUGGAGCGAUAUCGUCGGCCUCAACCUGCACGAUCUGGCUGGGAACUCUACCGACAACAAAAACCAGACCACUGGUAAGCUGAAACUGACCUACAUCUUCCGCAUCGACGCCGACUUCGCCCCCAUGCCAGCCAUUGUCAAACAAGCGCUCAAGAACGCCAAGCCAGCCAAGUUUGGCAGAUGGUCGAGCAGGCUAAACUUCAAAGCUGAUAGUCGAGCGGGCCGGACGAUCGUGGGAAGUACGGUGGGACUUUCGGUGUCGAUGUUGUUGAUUUCGCAUAAGGAGUGGUUUGGUGUGAAACGGGUUAAGAUUGUGACGAUGUUUAAUGAUGAUCAUAGGACCCAGCCGAGAGUUGCUUUUCUCUUUGAAGUUGAGAGUGUGGAUCAGCCGAUGACUGGUCCUGUCGAUUGA
Recurvomyces mirabilis is the source of this 492-nucleotide messenger RNA. RefSeq lists its product as uncharacterized. The transcript has a single exon. Lineage: Eukaryota; Fungi; Ascomycota; Dothideomycetes; Mycosphaerellales; Teratosphaeriaceae. The coding region runs from base 1 to 492 and encodes 163 amino acids. The record is from RefSeq and is a predicted model, not a curated record.